AUGAGGCUCUACGAACUGAUUAAAUGGGCUCCGGCAGAUGCUCCUGACGCUGUGCAAACUGCUGAAGUCAAGGAGGAUCUCAUGUCCGAAGUUAUCAACUACACCAUCGAAAAUCUCUCGAAGGCCACGAACUAUCGGAUCUAUGUAGCCUCCAAAAACUCGCUCCAUAAGGCCUCCCCAUUCACUGACUACCUCAUCGCAGCUACUACUGGUGAGUUUGCGUGA
Hydatigera taeniaeformis is the source of this 225-nucleotide messenger RNA. NCBI's taxonomy places the organism in Eukaryota, Metazoa, Platyhelminthes, Cestoda, Cyclophyllidea, Taeniidae. The record is from the annotation of a GenBank genome assembly.